Molecule: messenger RNA, 1248 nt
Organism: Ylistrum balloti
Lineage: Eukaryota; Metazoa; Mollusca; Bivalvia; Pectinida; Pectinidae
Exons: 2
Coding region: 102-1010 (302 amino acids)
Biological process (GO): mitochondrial ATP transmembrane transport; mitochondrial ADP transmembrane transport
Cellular component (GO): mitochondrial inner membrane
Molecular function (GO): ATP:ADP antiporter activity
Source: RefSeq, a predicted model, not a curated record
CACGUGUCUACCUCGUUUCCAUCCUUUCCAAACCAACUCGUGGGUUUGCCGGUAGUGACUGCCUCUCCUCUGAUAUUGAACGACAACGGAAAGAAAUCAAGAUGUCAAAGAAACUUGGAUUUGCAGAGAAUUUCGCCCUCAGUGGUGCAGCAGCUGUCAUUUCAAAGACAGCAGCCGCCCCCAUUGAGAGGAUCAAGUUGCUUGUUCAAAAUCAGGAGGAAAUGUUGAAAACUGGUCGUUUGUCAGAGCCAUACAAAGGUGUCAUCGACUGCACAGUCCGUACAUACAAGAACGAAGGACUUCUGCCAUUCUGGAGAGGAAACUUGGCAAACUGCAUCAGAUACUUUCCAACACAGGCUUUAAAUUUUGCAUUCAAAGACAAGAUCAAGAUUUUGUUCAAAAGCUCUAAACAAGAUCCAUAUGGAGUGCAGUUUGCAAAGAACAUUGGAUCUGGUGGUGUUGCUGGAGCAAUGUCACUCUGCUUUGUGUAUUCCCUCGACUACGCCCGUACUCGUCUAGCCAAUGAUGCAAAAUCUGGGAAGAAGGGAGGCGAGCGCCAAUUCAAUGGUCUGAUAGAUGUAUACAAGAAGACCUUGAAAACUGAUGGAAUUGGUGGUCUAUACAGAGGUUUUGUCAUCUCCUGUGUUGGUAUUGUCGUAUACAGAGGAUGCUACUUCGGAUUCUACGACAGUCUGAAGCCAAUUGUACUUGGAGAAGGGGCUGGAGUGUUUGCUUCCUUCUGUCUUGGUUAUGUGGUGACCGUCACAUCAGGCCUGAUCUCAUACCCCAUUGAUACAAUCAGGAGGAGAAUGAUGAUGACCUCCGGCGAGGCUGUGAAAUACAAUGGCUCAAUUGACUGUGCCAAGACCAUCCUGAAGAAUGAGGGCUUCAUGUCCAUGAUGAAGGGUGCUGGAGCAAACAUUCUCAGAGGUGUUGCAGGUGCUGGUGUACUGUCUGGCUUUGAUAAAUUCCAGGCACUUUACAUCAAAUGGCGUCUUGGUGAUAAUUAAGAACAAAUUUAAGGAAUAGAAAGACUUUUAAAAAACAUCGCAGUGGCAUCUUCGAAAAGGAACUUUUUAGACACCCAAGAUUUUCCAAAACUGCAUAUUUCUAUUUAUAGUGUUGUUUGGAUUUGAUAACAACUGAGUGUGAUAUUGUUGAUUGGUAAAUAGAUACAUUCACAAUAAAUACAUGUAACUAUGUUGGAACAGUGGACCUCAUAAAAUGUGAUUAUUUGAUAUGAUCAAA